Molecule: messenger RNA, 1617 nt
Organism: Odontomachus brunneus
Lineage: Eukaryota; Metazoa; Arthropoda; Insecta; Hymenoptera; Formicidae
Exons: 2
Coding region: 978-1523 (181 amino acids)
Source: RefSeq, a predicted model, not a curated record
UAUACUUUAUAUUAUGUCUCAUGAUACAGGAUGUUUCUAUAUAAUUCAUUCUAUGAAAUAUUCUAUAAACUUUUAUAAACAUUCUGUAACAUUCUAUGAAAUUCAAAUCGUCCUUUUUUAAUAGCUGCUACUUGAAAAGAGAUUCUUUGUCAAAUUUGGGUCAAUAAAUAGGCAAAAUAUUUUAAUUUUUGGCCUGUAGCUGCUCUUUAUAAAAAGUAGUAUAGAGAAAAAGUAGUGUAGAGGAGCUUAAGUAAUAUUUUAUUACCUCGAAUUUGUACACUAAUGAAUGGAAUCAAAUUUAUUUUGAAAAUUUUCAUUAUUUUAUUAAUUAUCUAUCAAACAUAUUCUUACAAGGAACAUUCGCGAAGUGUGUAUCUCCGAUUUCGAUGAAACUUGGCAUAUUUAUAGAGUAGCCAAAAAUAAGAGACCCAUAUUUUUUUAUUGGCAAUGGCGCAGGUUUAAGGGGGGAAGCUCGUGUAAAUCGAAAUUUGUGAGCAAUUAUUUUUUUUUGCUUAAAUUUAUAAGAAAUCCUCCGUAGAAUAUGAAAAAAAAAUAGUAGAAACCGAUUUGAGACUUCCUUCUAUGUUAUUUCCGUCGAAAAGUAAAACGGUCGCCCUGAGCGGAGAGCGUAGAUAAACGGCAUGCGGCGGACACUCAGCUGUCAGUCACCUUUGAAUUUAGGCCUGGUUGCACAUAUUUACAUCUGGAAGGAGGGGAAAGAGAGAAGAAAGUGAAAGUGUGUUUGUUUAUGUUAGUUUAACAGUCGUAUUUUGAAACAGACGCCUCAGCGUCUUUCGAGCAGAGCAGUCGUUUCGUUAAGUGUUUGUAACCGUGAAAUCGUAAGAAAAAGUACAAAAAUGAGUAGGAAAGUUCCACGUGAUAAUCCUAACUUUCGCCCAAAUAAACUGCGGAAACGCAAAUAUCAGGGAAAUCAAUUCAACGCGUUGGAUACAGAAUCGAGCGAGGCGUAGAGAGAGAUGCCGGAGCACGGCGUAGAAGCAGGAAUAAGGGAAGAAGCAAGAGCAUCUGCCAGAAAAAUCAAGGCUACUGCUGCCGACGUCAUUAUUAAUUUCGCGCACUACAGAAUUAUUGAAUUUUUGAGUAUGUUUUCUGCGAUAUCUGAUAUUUCAGUAUGCCGAAAAUGUAAACAAAAACAAAUAUUCGGUGAAGUGGAUAAUCGCGGCUUAGGUUUUAAAAUAUCUGUGAAGUGCUUGUGCAGUACUGUCUUGAUACAAUCCGAACCAUUCGUCAAGAACGGUUACGAAAUAAAUCGUCGGAUUGUGUUCGUCAUGCGUCUGCUCGAUGUUGCACGUGAGGGCAUAAAUUUGUUCUGUGGCAUGAUGGAGUUGGGCUUUGGAUUGAGCCAGAAUGCAUACGAAGGUGUUGUGAAGCAUAUGCACAACUCUAUUGAAAAAAUGUUUAAAUACACUUUUUCAGGCGACGGAAGUUGGAAAAAAGCGAGGGUACUCAUCGCUCUAUGGUGUCAUGACACUUAUAGGAUAUUAUGUCGGGAAAGUCGUUGAUUUAACAGUAAAAGGAAGUUAUUGUCAAACUUGCACAUAUUAUAAAAAUGAUCAAAAUAAUAUAAUUUAUCUGCUGUAUAAAGACGAAGGAAAC